This is a messenger RNA of Rhagoletis pomonella (apple maggot), 755 nucleotides long. RefSeq lists its product as uncharacterized. The transcript is spliced from 2 exons. The record is from RefSeq and is a predicted model, not a curated record. Lineage: Eukaryota; Metazoa; Arthropoda; Insecta; Diptera; Tephritidae. The coding region runs from base 85 to 717 and encodes 210 amino acids.
UCAAACAAUUGGCAACACUGCGGCAACAUUAAAAUAAAAUACUGCGUUGUAUGCAGCAAAGUUGCUAAAUUUAUAAAAAAUAAAAUGAAGGAGGCAAAAAGUUUCUUGGAUAAUCAACAAAUGGAUGACUGUCUUCAUGACAAAACUGCGAAUGAACUAAAACUUUUAGUAAAAACUCGGCUUGCUAUGGAAGAUCAAUUCAAUGAAGGCCGGAAAAAGAAAUCAGUACUUUGGGGUGAAGUGCUCAAGGAAAUUAAGGAACAAAUUCCAACAUUUAAAUUGACGAAAGAUGAAGUUAUACGCAAGUUUUUGAAUCUUUCUACCACUUACAAGCGGAUAAAGGAUCGAAUUAUGUCAAAAGGACGAACUUCAAGUUCCUGGGAAUUUUUCGAUGAUUUUGAUGAGGUUUACGGCACGCGAUACUCGAUAAAUACCAAAAAGGACUUGACAGAGCCGACCUUAGAACAUGCAACAGAUGAAGAAGAAAACAUUGUAGAAGUGAAACCAGCACGGUGUUCAAAGUGCAAGAAACGCAAGAGUGAUGCGGCGGCUGAUUUCCUUGGAUUUUUAAAAGAGCAAGCAAACCGAGAACAAGCUCGUCAUGAUGAAGUAAUGGAAAUUGAACGUAAAAAGUUACGUUUGGAAGAGGAACGAAUGAAGGUGUUUGGUGAUCUCAAAGAUAUUUUGAAGAGUUCAUUGAAAAAUAAGCGUAUUUGAAUUACUUUAGUUUACCCGCCAUAAAUGAUGUAAGUAAA